UACUUGAAAAGAAACAUGUUACACUCUGCACUUCUGGUUCUUCUUGCUGUUAUUGGCAGUAUAAGCGCUUCUGGGAACUAUGGAGAUAUCGCUGGUAUUCCAACUACAGGUGCUUCAUGUAAAACAGCCAGACAAGACAGACUGGACUAUUGCGGUGUCAGAGCAUCUGAGCGUAUGGCACAGACAGAUCUCCAAAGAGUAAACAACCUUAAGGCUAAAAUUAAAUCCGUGGCUAACAAAAAAGGAAUGGAUGCUGCUGUCAUCGCUGGAAUCAUAUCUCGUGAAUCACGUGGUGGGAGUGUUCUGAAAAACGGAUGGGGUGAUGGAGGCAAUGCCUGGGGAGUGAUGCAGGUUGACAAAAGGUUCCAUAAGCCUAUUGGAGCCUGGAACAGUGAGGAACACAUUUCUCAGGGCACAGAUAUUCUAAUUGGAAUGUUUAAUAGCAUCAAGAAAAAAUUCCCCAACUGGACAACAAAUCAACAACUGAAAGGAGCUAUUGCCGCUUAUAAUGCUGGGCCAGGACGUGUCAGCAGCUUUAGUGGGGUGGAUAAUUUCACUACUGGAAAAGACUACUCCAAUGAUGUGGUUGCACGUGCAAGAUUUUAUUGGAGAAGUGGUUACUAAUUAAUGAUUUCUUUCCUAUUAAAACUAUGCCCUUAAUAAUCCAUGCUUUGCUUUAACCUGUCAUGUGCGAUUAUGUAGUAAAAGUAGAGCAAAUGUCAAAAUGCAACUAAA
This is a messenger RNA of Spea bombifrons (plains spadefoot toad), 735 nucleotides long. RefSeq names its product lysozyme g-like. Gene Ontology annotation, cellular component: extracellular region. Lineage: Eukaryota; Metazoa; Chordata; Amphibia; Anura; Pelobatidae. The coding region runs from base 16 to 624 and encodes 202 amino acids. The record is from RefSeq and is a predicted model, not a curated record. Gene Ontology annotation, biological process: peptidoglycan catabolic process; defense response to Gram-positive bacterium. The transcript is spliced from 5 exons. Gene Ontology annotation, molecular function: lysozyme activity.